AUUCAGCAUCGUUGAGUUCGAUGACAACUGACAUAGCUCUUACACACAGUGAGUGAGAACUGAGGAGAAGAAAUGGUCGGGCCGGGUCGACCACAGUUCGUGUUAUUCGGGUCAUCCAUUGUUCAGCAGAGUUUUAUCGAUGGAGGAUGGGGAGCUAUUCUUGCCGAUCUCUACGAUCGCAAGGCAGACAUAUUUCUGCGAGGAUAUUCCGGGUGGAAUUCGAGGCGCGCUCUUCAAGUUCUGCACCAAGUUUUCCCAAGGGACGCGGAUAUUCAGCCGUCUCUGGUGAUUGUAUAUUUCGGUGGCAAUGAUGCAAUGCACCCUCACCCUAGUGGCUUAGGUGCUCAUGUUCCUUUACGUGAAUAUAUCGAAAACAUGAAAAAGAUUUAUCUUCAUCUCAAGAGUCUUUCGGAGAACACGAGGAUAAUUUUUCUCACUUCUCCUCCUCUGAACGUGGCAAUGAUUCGUGAACAUUUCGGUAAUGCACACGAUAAUCAAAUUCGCACAAACGAAUCAUGUGGUGUGUACGCUGAUGCUUUAGUGGACUUUUGCCGACAAUCGGAUAUUAAAGUCAUCAACCUUUGGAAAGCGAUUCAGCAAAGAGAAGAUUGGGCAACAGCUUGUUUGACAGAUGGAAUCCAUUUUUCGCGAGAAGGGAGCGAAAUUGUAGUGAAGGAGAUAUUGAAGGUUAUAAAAGAGGCUGGUUGGGAACCGAGCCUUUAUUGGACAACAAUGCCAAAUGAAUUUGCCGAAGAUUCGCCUUAUUACAUGGUCCGCAGUGAUGGUAAAACCACCUUCAAUGUCUCUAAUGGAAUUUCUCGAUGGAAAAUCAAGUGGACGGGUAAUGAAAUUAAGUCAAAGCUUUGACCUUUAGUUCUACUUCUCCCUAAACUAUGUCUUGUACACAUAAAUUGAAAGCUGAAUUGUAUGGUUAAUUUGGUCUGAACGGUUCAUGUAAUCAACUUUCGAAUAUAUGUUUAUUGGUAACUAUUUAUUUUACACAUAUC
Molecule: messenger RNA, 1007 nt
Organism: Erythranthe guttata (spotted monkey flower)
Lineage: Eukaryota; Viridiplantae; Streptophyta; Magnoliopsida; Lamiales; Phrymaceae
Product: GDSL esterase/lipase WDL1
Source: RefSeq, a predicted model, not a curated record